ACUAUAAAUAUGACGCUGAAACGGUCUCGCUUCAGUCGUUCAGGAAAGCUCGAGGUGUGCACUGUGCCAAAUCACAGCAUUCCCUAGUGACAACGUGACACGGGACGCGUAACAACAAAUAUCUAAUACUAAUCAGUUCGCGAUUGUUUAUAAAGACUUUUGAUUUAUUCAAGUGACUUUAUUGGAUUGUUCAGUGAAAGCUUUGAAAGUGGUGAAGAUGUUGGACAAAACCAUCCUCGGUGGUAGUUGGGAAAGUGUGGUGUCGAGAGACGACUACGAGAUUGACUACAACCAGAGCCCGAGAGGGUCUCCUUUGAAGGAUACAUCCAACAUCCAAGAUGAGCCUGGCUACUGCAUCAGCCGUCACAACCCCAACAAGACCUUCCGCCGUGAGUCAGUCAUCGCCUCAUGGAAGAGUCUGAAGAAGGAGAGGGAGCUAGCUUUGGGGAAGCGGUUCAUCUAUGUGGACGCUGACAGUUACCAGGAUUAUUACGGCAGGAACAAGGUCAAGCGUUGCAAGAGUGAGAGGACGCCUACCGCUCCAAACAAGGUGCCAAAGAAAGUCAAGCGCACAUACUCUGUUCUGUACAGGUAUGAUCCGUCUGAAGAGAAAGUGGUGAAGGAGUACAAGUAUCAGCUUCCUAAGGAGAAUGAGCCUGUAAGCCACCCAGUGAUGCAGAAGUCCUACUCCGAACCCUUCUUAAGGUCGGAAACUUCACAGAAGAAGAAGGUCAAGAGGUCUUUCACAACACUGUUGAACAUCAAGACAAAGUUCUUGAACAUUUUCACCUCGAAGAGUUAAAUUGUUGUAGGGAUUUAAACUUGGUUUAAUUGCUCAAUUCAAUGCAUUUUAUAUGAUUGGCGUAUUACUUCGCAUACAAGGUCGUAACCGCCAUGAUUCUAGUCGAAAUUUUGCCUAUCAGGUUCAAUGCCGGAACCGUCUAUUUUCAUAUUGUCUGGUAAAAGUGUAAACAAAAUUGUAAUGGAAGAGAUCAAUCAACAUUUGGUUGCUAUUCCACGUUGAAACAGGCAAAGAUCGGAUAUGUUAUCAGAUCGUAAUUUGUAAGCUUUAUUGAAAGAUUUAUUUUUGAAGUGCCAAAUGUAUUCAUAAAAUAGUAAGUUUAGUAUAUAAUUUGUGAUAUUUUUCGUGUGUUGUGAUAUUUUUUAUAUUUUUGAAGUAUCGUUGUAGUAUGGUCAACGUACUGCAAUUGAUGCUGGAUAGUGUUAACUGUAAUAAUACUCAGUAAUCAGAGAAAUGUUCUAAAUUGCAUGUAAUUAUUUAUAUUAGCCUCUAAUAUAAUUGUUAUUACAAAUCUAAGAACUUAAAUCAACUGUUUACAACUCAUUUGUUAUAUUUUUCAUAAAUAUAAAAUAAAAUGAUGAUUGUAGCAAUUUAAAUAAUGUAACUGCAAUAUAAAAGUAAUUCUUUAUAUUCAGCAAUAAAUAUAAAUGUAAUUACGUAAAUCUUCACAUUGUUAUCGUUUAAGAAAAUUGCUUUGUAUAAUAAUUAUUUUAUAUUAAUAUGCCAAAGUGAUUGUAAUCUUGCAGUUACAAUUAAAGUUACAGUGUAAUUCAUUAUAUUUUAAUGUAAUUUUAAAUAUAAGUGCAGUUCAUUAAUGUAACUUUAUAAAUUAUAACACUCAUUAAAUAACAAUUCAUUAUAUUUAAUAACAUAAAUAUAAAUGUAAUUGUAAUUUAAAAAAAUAAUUAUGUUUUUAAUACACAAAUAAUCUAAUUUACAUUUUAAUCAAUGGUUUCAUUCCUAUCGUGUAAGCAGCUUUACGUAGAUUAAUUAUAAGUAUCUUAUAUUAUAAGUUAUUUUAUAAUAACAAUAGGACUUAGGUCUUAUUGUUAAAAUUAUAAACAUAUCAUUAAAUUAGGAGGUGUAAUGAAUUUGUAAUGAAUGUGAUGGUAAUAUGUAAGAAUUGUGAAAGUAUUAUUAAUUUAGAAUUAAUAAUUAACUAUGAAUUUAUAUUAUCUAAUAAAUAUUUUGUAUAAUGCA
Molecule: messenger RNA, 2002 nt
Organism: Spodoptera frugiperda (fall armyworm)
Lineage: Eukaryota; Metazoa; Arthropoda; Insecta; Lepidoptera; Noctuidae
Exons: 2
Coding region: 218-802 (194 amino acids)
Source: RefSeq, a predicted model, not a curated record